Molecule: messenger RNA, 5812 nt
Organism: Amphibalanus amphitrite
Lineage: Eukaryota; Metazoa; Arthropoda; Thecostraca; Balanomorpha; Balanidae
Exons: 10
Coding region: 479-5224 (1581 amino acids)
Molecular function (GO): ubiquitin protein ligase binding
Source: RefSeq, a predicted model, not a curated record
GUGACGGGCGGCCGCCGGGGGAUGACGUGGGUAGGGGCGCGGAGGGCACUACGCCACGCUGACUGUGCUUGGGGUAGAAGUGGUGACGAUCCAGUGGUGUGAAGUCGUGAUCAUGUAGACAGUUCAGUGGGGAGAGGUCCGGAAACAAUUGACUUGGUGAUAGUGAGGUGUGUGAAGCGUUGGCGCUUGACGCGGAAAUAACUGAGCCCGUCAAGAGCAAGUCUUCACAGACUGGUGUGACACACACCCCAGGUGACAAUUGCAACAGGUGAAAGGAACCGCGGCGACGCUCUUCCGCCGGCGGCGACGGUGACUUGGGUGACGCCGCCGGCUGCUGACCGCACGGGUCAACAGGGGCCGCGGGAGGUCACCGAGGUCACCCGAGGUCACUUGCGGUCGACGCUGGGUGUCAGAUCGGAGAGACGACGGGAACUAGGUGGUGAUUCCAAGUCAUCGUGGAUUCCGGGAGACAUCGAAGAUGAUCAGAAGUAGGCCUUCCAGCGUACCCCGCCUGGGACCGCUUCCCGUCAUCGAGGAGUACACCCUGGACGAACGAGAGCUGGCGGCACUGGAACAGCUCUACGACUUCCCCGGCCGGGCCAGCCUGGCUGCCUCGUCUGUCUCCUCUUCCGCUGCCUCAGCUGUCUCCGCCGCCUCAGCUGUCUCCGCUGUCUCAGCUGCCUCAGCUACCUCCUCGAUGGGAACGCCAACUGUCCGAGCCACCAGCAUCAUUGAAACGCUGAGCGAAAUGGCAAGAACGGAGCAAAGCGGUCCGCUUGGGCAGCUGGUUCGGGAGACGGUGAGAGAGAGGGUUAGAAGUCCGCCCGGUGAGAGGAUGAGAAGCCCGAAUGGUGAGAGGGUUAGAAGUCCGAAUGGUGAGAGGGUUAGAAGUCCCAAUGGUGAGAGGUUUCGAAGUCCAAAUGGUGAAAGGGUUAGAAGUCCACCCCACGAGAGAAUGAGAAGCCCUCAGGCUCGAAGUCCGAUUGGCGAAAGGGUUCAAAGUCCGAAUAGCGAGAGAGUUCGAAGCCCAAAUCGUGUUCGAGUUCAAAGCCCAAAUAGCGGCAGAGUUCGAACUCCGAAUGGCGAUCUCAUCCCAAGUCCGCACGCCGAGAGAUCUCACCUCGCGGCCGGCGAGCUGGUGAGAGAGAUGGUGGACGAGGUGAGCGGCGCUGCUCACCCUGUGAGACAGUCAGCAGGUGAGAGGGCCCGUCCCGCGCCCGGUGAGGUGAACGGCAUCUCACCGGAGCUGAACGGUCCCUUGUCCGGAUCGGGGUCCGGGGAGCGAGUUCGGCCGCCCUCAGCUGUCGACCAGAGGCGGAGACCCAGUGACGAGGGGGUGAUCGAUCAGAACGGUCUGUCCCACACCGGUAAUGGCGGUCAGAUAUUCAGUGAAAAGCUCCGAGACGCGCCCACACAGCGUAGGCUGACUGGCGGAAUGCGCAGCGGGUGCACUACACCAAUCGACACGGAGUCGGUGAUCUGUCAGCGGGCCGCGGGGGAGGGGGAAACCACUGGACACGACACAGAGCUGGGUCAGGACGAGAGAGCGGAUGUCCUACAGGACUCACAAAGUCCACAGAAUGUGCCGCGUCAGUCGGAACAGCGUCAGUCAGACCAUGGUCAGCUGGAGCCACGUCACGAGGCUGGUCAGAUACCCUGGCAGGGCUCGGCUCCCCUGGGCUGCGAGGCAGCUAUUGCACGUCUCCUAGAGGCUGCAGCGCGCAGCCCACCCCCACCUGUCCCCAGCAGACGACCUGACCUGACCCGACUCAACCUACCUCGGCGCAGCAGGGGGCGCGGCCGGAGGCCGGCGCCGCCCCCCUCCGAUCAUGACGGCAGCGCGCAGAGGUCAGCCCACCGGGUCACGGCCCUGUUUGACCUCGCCAGAGAGGGGACCGUCGGCAAACUGGACGUGGCACUGUCAGCUCUGGAUCCCUCCACGGCACGGGGCCUAGCCGACCGGCACGGGAAUACCGUGGCGCACGUGCUGGCCGCGUGCGGGCACGUGCAGGCUCUCACGUGGCUGGCAGACACGUGCUGCCACGGGCUUAGCGAUCUGCUGUGGAAGGAGAAUUCCCGUGGCCUAACACCGUGCCUGACAGCAGUUAGGUGUGGUAGGCUGGAGGUGGUCCAGUGGUUGGCAGACCGGUGUCCGUCCCGGUCCCGCCUUCUACCCGGUGAGGGAGACGAUUCUCUGCUGCACGCCGCCGCCCGGCACGGACAGGUGGAGAUCGCCAGCUGGUGUGCGGACCGGUUGCUGCAACACAGGGCCCACCUGGAAGGCGUAGACCGACGUCGUGACACUGCCCUCCACCUGGCGGCCGGAGCGGGAAACACACUGGUCUGCAGGGCACUGCUCGACAGGGGGGCCGCCGUCACCGCCCGGAACGCCUGCGGUCUGAAGCCGUACGACGUGGCGGCUCAGACGGGUCACCACGCAUGCGCCGAGUACCUGCUGACCUUUGAGACCCUGGCCGACCUGGCCGGUGACUUCUGCAGUCUCGAGGUCGAGGCAGCGCGACUCAGUCGAGACAACGCCGACUACAAGGACAACUUCCGGGAGGUGCUGUCUGUGGCCCGCCGGCUGCUGAGGGAGCGCGCUGAAAUGCACGCCGCGCUGCGCCAGCUGCGGGACGACUGGCAGCUGCUGCAGGAGCGGCUGCUGCGGCAGCUGCAGCUGGCGGCUGCCGAGCGACACCAGCUGCGCAGGCAGCUGCAGGAGGCCGACCCGGCAGCUGAGCCCGACGAGCCGCAGCUGGGGGAGACGGACCCCGCCCAGCUGGCCGAGCAGUUGUCAGCGUUGCUAGAUAGGUGGCAGCAGUGCAGCGUCCCGGUCGCCGAGACCGCGCUGUGCGAAAGCCAGAGUCGACUUCAAGUGGCGGAGACGGCCUGGCACCGGCUCAGGGCGUCCAGAAAGGAGCCCGCCCAGCCGCUGACGGAGGCUCAGGAGAUCGUCAGGAACAAGAUCGGUGACAUCCGCGCCCAGGCGGCCCCGGGACGACCUCUGGACAGCAGUGCCUUCUCCUGUUCGGACGAGGACUCUCUGAUCGAGGUGGAGCUGCUCCAGGGGACGCCGCCGACCCCGCCGCCCCGACCGCCCGGCUGCGCCCCUCCCCCGACCCCUCACCACCCCUACUCUACCGACCGAGUCCCAACUUACCCAGCGCCGGCCACAGUGUCUUCAGAGCGGACCUCGACUCCGGCCAAAGCCAGCCUGGACAGGAGCUUCGACAGCGGCGUCAGCGGCGGACCGAUCAACUCCAGCUUCCAGGCUCUGUCGGUAGAUGGCAGCAGACUCUCCCGGCGUGAUCUGGGUUCCCGGCGCCGCUCCCAGCGAUCCUCUGCUCACCUUGAGCGACGCGGAAAGAGCGCCGAUCCUAUCGAGCGCUCCACCCUCCCAGACUCUUUCCCUGCGGACGGUGAAGGGGCUCUUUGGCCACCCUUCGAACUGAGUCGCAGUCUGGACUGGUCCGAGGGGACCUCUCCGCGCCGACGUCCCGCUCCAUCGGGGAACGAGAGCGUAGCGCUGGCUCGAGCCGAGCUGCGGCGUCGGCUGCGACAGCUGGCUCUAGUAUCCGAGUCCGGCUCAGCAGCGGUGCUCGAUGUCAUUGAACCCUCAGGCAGCGAAGCAGGCAGUGCAGAGGAUCUGGUGAGGAGAGAGGUGGAGGCCCAGCGCAGGGCGAGAGCGCGCUCGGCGCCUCCCCCACGGAAGGGAGACUCGGCCGGGGAGGCGGGGGAGUCAGCUGAUCUCUCUGGGGAGGGAGAUCUGCACUGGCUGGAUGAUGAUUGUAUAACGGUCAAUGGCGAUGCUGUUCAUUGUGACAGUAAUGGAAAUGAUGACGGCUCGCAGCGGCAGACAAUGGAAACAGAACCAGCGCCACAGCCAGCCCAGUGGAGGGCGUCGCUCAGGACCGCGUCACCGGGCCGCUGUAGGGACACAGAUGGCUCUGAGCGCCGGGGUAGGACCGGGAGAGGCGACAGAACCAGACGCUCCGGUCGCGUGCGGCGCGAGACUGGCACCGAGAGCUCCUCCGGUCGGGAGAGAUCGACAGGGACCGGUGGAGACUCCCAGACCGUCCCUGAGCAUCCGACCCCUCCCAGUUCCGUACCGAUCCUCUCUGCACCGGAUAUACUCCAGGGCACGCGACACUGGCGCGAUCCGGGCGAGGACAGUGACGAGGCGUCUCCAGAGAAACCAGACCUACCGCUGUUCCAGUUGGGGAACACCACCCCCUCCGCCGCAGCUGCCGCUGGCGACGCAGCCACCGCAGGAAAGAAGCGAAGCUUCCUUCAGAAAUUCAGCAUCCGGGCUCGCUGGACACCGAAGAAGCGGGAUCGACCAGCUCGGCCAGGUCAGGAAAUCACUGCAGUGGACUUCAGGGAGACAUACUCGAGUGAGACCAGGGAUGACACGCUCUCAGUACAAGAGAGCGUCCAGGAGGAGACGGUUGACGACCCUCCUCCGCUACUCCUUCCCCGCUCUGCCGCUCCCUCUGAGAACGGCCGAGUCAGCCGAGAGUCGAGACAUAGUCAGGGUGAGGUCCGACCCGCGGCCGAGCCCUGCGACGCUGCCGGAGAGAGCCGGUUCCUGGACGGGGAUAGUACGGCAGAUCUGUUUACCGCUGUGUGUGUGAGUACCUAUGCCGAUAGUGCAUCCGAGUCGUCCCGCUCAGCGGUAUCCCGCCGCUCCCGGCAGAGCUCGUCUCCCGGCCGGCCGCUGCUGAGUGGUGGUCAGCCUCCGUACCGCCCACCCGGCCGUCAGAGUACGACAGGUCCUGAGACGGUUACUGGCAGUGAAACAGCAGGAGUCAGCGAUCAGGCCGCAGGGCUGCGAGGAGCCGCCAGUCGACCUGCCUCCAGCGCUUCUGUUGUGUUGGCGGGCCGCCACAGCCCGGCUGCGAGCGAGACCAGCCAUACAGAGUCGACCCAGGCGCCCGCCUCGGACGUAUCAGUCACAGAGUCUGCCAGACACCUGCCUCCGCCAGCUGGCGCAGGUGGCGCCACCAUGCGGCCGCUAGGUGGCGGUGGCGAUCAGUCACCAGGUGACGCGGCGGGCGGGAAAGUGGGAGCAGUAGGACAGCCGAUGGGCACUGGACAGAAGUCGCAGAGACCCGAGGGAGCUCCAGCACCAGCGCCUCUCGGCCACACAAAAUUGAUGCCUGAGAACGGAGUUCGCCCAAGACGGUCCGACCGACCCUGGUACGAAAUCAGUGACGAUGACUGAGUUCCGAUUCGGCUCUGUUGGACAUCAACGCUGCCGUUAGACAGAUGACUACCGAGAUGCUACCGACUGCCAAGAUGGCUGAGUUUCCAUGCGAGUAAAAAUGUGUCCCCGCAAUGUUUCACUCUCGAAAGGUGUUGUUAUAAAUGUGAUUUUCCGCAGACGCAUAACCUGACCGGUCGCUUACAGAAGGAUUCGUAGCGUGCUUGAUGCUGGUGACUCGUAAUUGUGAUGAGAUUAUGGGUGUCGGUGUGUACAAUUUUGUCGAGGUGCUAGAAGUCGUGGCAUGAUUAUGCGAAAAUGUGAAGGGAUGGCAGCGACUGCUAGGGAGACAGGCUUAGGAGGGAAAAUAGAGGGAAUGCGGGUAGAACCGUUUUUUCUCUUUUUUUUGCAUUUCGUUCUCGGUUCGUUUAUACUAGCCCGCUAUCACUCUGCCACAUAGCUCGUGUGGGUGCAUGAAUGGUGAUGUGAUCGUGCAAUGUUUAUGCCUCCCAAAAGUUCGUUAAAUGUGAAACUUUACGAGGAACAGUUGUGCUGUGUCACGCUUGGCCACAAAGAUACAAAGCCAGUAAAUAAACGCAGGAUUAUCUG